This is a messenger RNA of Rhipicephalus sanguineus (brown dog tick), 532 nucleotides long. RefSeq lists its product as uncharacterized. The record is from RefSeq and is a predicted model, not a curated record. NCBI's taxonomy places the organism in Eukaryota, Metazoa, Arthropoda, Arachnida, Ixodida, Ixodidae.
AAAUCAAAGCGCAUUUAUGCUCUUUACGCAGCUAACGCAGCUCUCAUUGUGCUGAUUGAGAAUCUGAUUGGUCUGGUAUUGCUUUAUCAACGACGACGUUUUACACCGCCACUGAAGUAGGGAGACUUACAUCCUACGAUGGUUCCUAGGAGAGCGCAAUCACAUGGACUUAUAUUGCUUGUCGCGUGCUGCCUCUGCGUAGGAAGUGCAGGAAACGAUAUCCAGAUCAAUGAUAACUUCGAUGGAACAUUAAACAUUAUAAAGGUGCUCAACACAACCGAACCUUAUUGGGUUUACUACCAAACAACUUCAAAUACAUUUAUGAUGUCUCAAAAUGCCAUUUAUUUCACCAUUGAAGACAUGUGCUUAAAAAAUGUUAUGACUGGCUUGACACUAACUGAAUACAACUAUACACAAUACGACACAAGCGAAUCAGUAACAGAGUCUGCCAACUACACUGGAAGAUUUAUAUACACAAAUGAGACAAAGCCAAGGAAGCCGCCAACGGCCAUGAAGGUUUAUGAAGAAGGAG